AUGCUAAAUAAAGAUACCUACAGGGUGUUAUUUGAAGUCUUAAUUUGGAAUUUCAAUUGUUCUGUCAAUUACUACCCCCCCCAGAAAAUCAGUCUAGGACCGCCCUUGCCCUACCAUAUUUUUGGAAAUCACAGCAACUGCAGAGAUUCCUACUGUAAAAGGAAAAAUUCCGGGGAAGAAGAUUAUACCAAAAAUAUGACUCCUGAUUUUUUCAUGGAAAUUUUGACAAAUGUAGAGCCCAUGGUACAUAAAGCCGAUAGAUUGAUUUAUAAUGAAACUACGAAUCAAGCGGGAAGGUAUAUGGCUCUUGUUGCAAAAUGUACUGGAGGUAAGAGGGUGAAUUUUAGUGGGUCCGUUUCCUACACAGUUCGGGCUUACGGAGCAGCCCUUUCACAUGCUGCUGGUCCUGCCUGGCACCUACACACUUGGAGAGGUUCUUUAGGGGUCAACACAGAAAAAACUUUCCUUAGGAGGAGGAAAAUUCACGAAAGGAGAAGGGAGAAAUUAUUGAGCACUUCAAGAAAAAGGAAAACUCUCUCCAAUGGCCCUGAUUCCAAUUAUGGUCCAGAUGCUGCCCAACCUGACAUCACUGAGGAAGAAAUGUCCUCCAAGAAGUCAGAAUUUUUAAAUAUUCUCAGAAAUAGAAUAUCUGACUCGUCGAAGUUGAAGGAUUUGGAGGAAAAAACUCGUGGGCAGCAUGACAAUGCACUUUGGAGGCAAUACAGGCAGGACUAUCUAACAUCCUCGAACUUUGGUUCAGUAGUGAAAAGAAAAUCGACUACUCCUUGCCACAAUUUUGUGAAAGUCCUUCUAUAUAAAAAGCAAUUGAAUACCGCUGGAGUACUUUAUGGCAGGAUGAACGAAAGUAAGGCGGUAUCACUAUAUGAACAUUCAAAAAAUAUAAAGGUUACCCGGUGCGGAUUAUUUAUUGACCCUGAGUAUCCAUUCCUGGGAGCCUCUCCUGAUGGAUUGGUUGGGGACGAUGGUUUGAUAGAGGUCAAAUGUCUCCAAUCAAUCAAAGGAAAGCUAAGGGACUAUAAGAAACCGCACUGCUUCACUAUCGAGGAUGAUAGAAUAAGGCUGAAAAAAAAUCAUAAUUAUUUCUACCAAGUGCAAGGACAGUUGAAUAUCUGCAAAAAAAAAUUUUGUGAUUUUGUUCUAUAUACAGAUGAAGAUUUCCACAUAGAAAGAAUAGAAUGUGACGAGGCGCUGUGGAGAAAUAUCAUGUUGCCAAAGCUGGAGCAGUUCUAUAUGAAUUGCAUUCUUCCUGAAAUAAUAGAUGGGAGAAUACCAAGAGGAAUGCGAGCACGGGAUAUGAAUGAAACAAGGCAAUAAUUUCGAAGAAUCAAGAACUCAGGAGACUAGUGGACUACGACUCAAAGGAAGACAAAAGGAG
Molecule: messenger RNA, 1396 nt
Organism: Coccinella septempunctata (seven-spotted ladybird)
Lineage: Eukaryota; Metazoa; Arthropoda; Insecta; Coleoptera; Coccinellidae
Exons: 4
Coding region: 1-1335 (444 amino acids)
Source: RefSeq, a predicted model, not a curated record